This is a messenger RNA of Hippocampus comes (tiger tail seahorse), 869 nucleotides long. Its product is annotated as phosphatidate phosphatase LPIN1-like. The record is from RefSeq and is a predicted model, not a curated record. Gene Ontology annotation, biological process: cellular response to insulin stimulus; fatty acid catabolic process; triglyceride biosynthetic process. The transcript has 3 exons. Gene Ontology annotation, molecular function: transcription coactivator activity; phosphatidate phosphatase activity. Lineage: Eukaryota; Metazoa; Chordata; Actinopteri; Syngnathiformes; Syngnathidae. Gene Ontology annotation, cellular component: nucleus; mitochondrial outer membrane. The coding region runs from base 329 to 745 and encodes 138 amino acids.
CCCCUGAGACAACAACAGGUGUCCCCAAGAAAACGGAACAGUGGUCCAGGAAGAUCUACAUGACUCUUCCGUGUUUGUGUACAUCUCCAAAUCAAACAUUCUGAGAAGCCACCCGAGCAAGUGUCGUCUUCUGAAAUGCCGAAGAAGUCAACGGGUCUGAUUCAGUAUAAGCGGGGGCCGGUCUCAGGUUUCCCUGACUUGAGGGCCCCAGGUAAAUUUAGUCGGUCGCACUUGCAGUUUUGGAUCUCAGACUCAUUGAGGCCAUCACGGAGUGAAGAUCACCGGACUUAAACGCAUUUGUGGAUACAUACAGUACGAUGGUGGAAUCAUGACAUCGGCAGAGGAGGGUGAAGAGCUGGAAGAGGCCGUUGAACACUAUCCCACUGACAAAACAUGGAGUUGGACCCGUCAGACCAUGAACUACGUGGGCCAGUUGGCGGGUCAGGUGUUGGUGCAGGUCAAGGAGCUGUACCGAGGCCUCAACCCGGCCACGCUGUCGGGCUGCAUCGACGUCAUCGUGGUGCGGCAGCCCGACGGCUCCUUGCGCUGCUCGCCCUUCCACGUCCGCUUCGGCAAGAUGGGAGUCCUCCGCUCGCGAGAGAAAGUGGUGGACAUGGAGAUUAAUGGAGAGCCGGUGGAUCUACAUAUGAAGCUCGGAGACAACGGGGAGGCCUUCUUUGUCCAGGAAAUGGAAAAUAACCAGGUACAGGAAAUUAGAGUGGCUGCUGUUCACUGUACUAUGUAACCCGCACUGCGAGCGAUGCUGACUCAGCACAAGGCUCGACUCAACCACCAUUCACUCCAUGAACCGUGCCGUCUUUUCCCAAAGAAAGCGUCAAAGUCAAAGGAACAAACAAAACUGACCAAGA